AUGAAGUCAUUCAUUUCGCUAAUAUUCCUCACUAUAUUGGCACUCGUCACGGCCGAAACUCACACAUGGUACUACACUGCCAACUGGGUCGAUGGACUCAACCCCGAUGGAGUUAAAGAAAGACGUAUGAUUGGGUGGAAUGAUACUUGGCCAUUACCCACAUUGAGAGUUAAAAAGGGCGAUAGAGUCAAUUUGUACUUGACCAAUGGGUUCGAUGACAGAAACACAUCAUUGCAUUUCCAUGGUAUGUUUCAAAGAGGUACUAAUCAAAUGGAUGGACCAGAAAUGGUUACUCAAUGUCCUAUCCCUCCUGGAGAAACCAUGUUGUAUAAUUUUACUGUUGAUGAGCAAGUUGGAUCUUAUUGGUACCAUUCACAUACUUCAGGUCAAUAUGGGGAUGGUAUGAGAGGUGUAUUCAUUAUUGAAGAACCAAGUAAGGAUGAUUAUCCAUAUGAUUACGACGAAGAAGUUGUCUUGACAUUGAAUGAACAUUAUCAUGAAGAAUCGGAAGACUUGAUGCCUAAGUUCUUGAGUAGAUUUAACCCAACUGGUGCUGAAUUGAUUCCACAAAACAUCUUGUUUAAUGAAACUAGAAAUGAAACUUGGAAAGUUGAACCAAACAAGACAUAUUUGUUGAGAAUUAUCAAUAUGGGAAGAUUCUUGUCCCACUAUGUGUGGAUGGAAGAUCAUGAUAUGACCAUUGUUGAAGUUGAUGGUGUAUACGUUGAGAAAAACACCACCAAUUUGAUUUACAUUACUGUUGCUCAAAGAUAUACCGUUUUGGUUACCACUAAAAACUCAACUGAUAAAAAUUAUGCAUUCAUGCACAGACUUGAUCCUGAUAUGUUGGAUACUCAACCAUCGGAUUUGGAGUUGAAUGGUACAAACACCAUCAUGUAUAAUGAAAAAUUGGGUAAAGCUGAACCAUAUGAUUUGACUCAGGAUGAACUUGAUGAUUAUUUCGAUGAUUUCUUCCUUGUACCAUUGAACAAGGAGAAACUUUAUGAUGAUGCUGAUUACACCAUUACUAUCCAAGUGCAAAUGGACAAUUUGGGUGAUGGUAUCAACUAUGCUUUUUUCAACAACAUCACCUACACCAAGCCAAGAGUGCCCACUUUGCUUACUGUCUUGUCCGCUGGUGAUGAGGCUACUAAUGAAUUGAUUUAUGGUACAAACACAAACACGUUUGUCUUGCAAAAGGAUGAUGUUGUUGAUAUUGUGCUCAACAACUUGGAUACUGGUAAACAUCCAUUCCACUUGCACGGUCACAUUUUCCAAUUGAUUGAAAGACACGAGGCUAUUGAUGAUGAUGAUGAUCCAGUUGCUUACAAUGCCAGUGACCAUGCCGAAUGGCCAGAAUAUCCAAUGAUGAGGGACACGGUUUUCUUGCAACCACAAUCAUACAUGGUUUUGCGUUUCAAAGCUGAUAACCCCGGUGUUUGGUUCUUCCAUUGUCACAUUGAAUGGCACUUGGAUCAAGGUUUGGCAAUUCAAUUGAUUGAAGACCCAAUGGGAAUCCAAAACAAUUCAACUCAACAAAUCACUGACAACCAUAAGCAAAUUUGUGAAAAAGUAGGUGUGCCAUGGGAAGGUAAUGCUGCUGGUAAUAAAGAGAACGUAUUGGACUUGAAAGGCGAGAAUCUUCAACACAAGAGAUUGCCCACUGGAUUCACCGCUAGAGGUAUUGUUGCUUUGGUGUUUUCAUGUGUUGCAGGUGUUUUGGGUUUGGCUGCUAUUGCCUUUUACGGUAUGCAAGAUAUCAAUAAUGUCGAAGAAAGAGUUGCCAGAGACUUGGAUGUUGAUUUGGAUGAAGAAGAUGAAAGUGGUGCUGAAAUUGUUAGACAAACUUCUUCAACUGAAGGCUCAUCUACUCAUAAACAUUGA
Lodderomyces parapsilosis is the source of this 1884-nucleotide messenger RNA. RefSeq names its product multicopper oxidase. The transcript has a single exon. The record is from RefSeq and is a predicted model, not a curated record. Gene Ontology annotation, cellular component: high-affinity iron permease complex. The coding region runs from base 1 to 1884 and encodes 627 amino acids. Gene Ontology annotation, biological process: cellular response to iron ion starvation; reductive iron assimilation. Lineage: Eukaryota; Fungi; Ascomycota; Pichiomycetes; Serinales; Debaryomycetaceae. Gene Ontology annotation, molecular function: ferroxidase activity; copper ion binding.